This is a messenger RNA of Symbiodinium necroappetens, 620 nucleotides long. Lineage: Eukaryota; Dinophyceae; Suessiales; Symbiodiniaceae. The record is from the annotation of a GenBank genome assembly.
GCGAGGGGCUUCUGAGCUGCGCGGACGUGGCGUGCCGCCUCCGCCACGCGGCUUCAGCUCCGGAGCCGCAAGAGGCUGGAGCGUCGUGUGUGUGUGCAACUUCAUCCAAUGCGAUGUCGCACAGCCUGCCCGAGUCCAAGAGCUACGACCUGGCUGAGAAGCAGGGGCUUGCGGACUUCCUGAAAGAUGCGGACAUCCGCUUGGUGCACACCCCGGGCUGCAGUGUUGAAUCUGCAAUGCUGGAAAGGCCUGCAGCCAUCCGAUCUUGCCUGCUGUGCGUGAUAGUCAACGUGUGGCGGAUCAUACCUUUGACAGUUUUGCUGCGUGAAGCAAUGAAGUGUCUUGCCCAGGUGCGAGCCGACUUCAUUCUGAAGCUGCACCGGGAAGGACAGCGUCUCCCGCGGCGCCAGGAAGCGGAGUCCGCCUACGUGGAUUGCCGCACUGCGCUUGUGACCCACGAGGAGGUGCAAGUCUGGGCCGAUGGCAAGGCGCCUGCCGGCACCAAGGUCGUGUCGCUGUCGCACUGUUGGGAGUCGCGGGAGCAUUGCGACCCCUACGGAUACCAAGUUUCGAAACUAGCCGAGGCUCUUAAGGGAGAGGAGUGGGUGUUCAUCGACUAU